Pseudogymnoascus verrucosus is the source of this 1701-nucleotide messenger RNA. RefSeq lists its product as uncharacterized. The coding region runs from base 247 to 1047 and encodes 266 amino acids. The record is from RefSeq and is a predicted model, not a curated record. Lineage: Eukaryota; Fungi; Ascomycota; Leotiomycetes; Thelebolales; Thelebolaceae. The transcript has a single exon.
GUAUCUUUGAAAUUUUAUAUGAAGCUAUACAGACUUCAACUUGGAACACUAACACUAACAUCUAUACGUAUAAACAAGCUAUAAACUAGCUUCAGGGGAAACAAACCACAAGAAUGAUUUCGUCACUCAGCUUAGUCAGCGAGGAUGAAGCUCCCUGAAGCUCCCAAGACAACCUAAGAGCCAUGAUGACCACAGAGAACUCAACCCAGCAAUUGCCCACUGUCAUACCGCCACCCUAUCCCCAAAAUGACGGAACACCUAUAUUUCUCCCUCACCAAGCACCUCCUCUCCGAGUCCCCCGCCCAGUUCGCAAUAGCCACACAAUCGCCCUUCCUCCUCGCCGCCGCCCACGGCCGCCUCGACAAGGACACUCUGCGGUCAUGGCUCAUCAAUGACAGGAAGUACAUCCACGCCUACAUCGUCGGCGUGGAAACCAUGCUAGCCCAGCUCCAGAACCCACCCGACGAGGCCGAGCUUGACGGAAGCGAGCCAGCACUGGCCACGUGGUUGACCGAGGCAGUGGCGAAUGUGCGUCGGGAGGAACAAUUUUUCCUCGACGUCGCGGCGCGGUACGGGAUCGAUCUUGAGCCGCGCGCCGAUGAUAGCAGGCCGGAUUGUCUGAUUGUAUAUGAGGGGCUGUUUAAAUAUGUCCCGCUGAAUCCCGUUGUUACGGAGCCGUGGUGGCUCGAUGCGGCGGUCCUGUUUUGGGCGACGGAAAAGUGUUAUCUUGAGGCUUGGUCGUGGGCGAAGGGGCAGUUGAAUGAGCAGAGUCCGGAGGAGGAUGCGGAUGGAGGGGCGUUGAGGACGGAGUUUAUUCCUAAUUGGAGUAGUCCCGAGUUUGCGGAUUUUGUGGAUAGGUUGGCGCGUAUCAUUGAUGAUGCGGUGAAUAAGUUGAGUGAGGAUAUCGAGCAUAAUAAGGAAACAGCCCCAGCACAUAUACGGACUAUGAAUGAGGCCGUGUUUGUUAAAAUGAGUGUCCAAAAUCCGCAGAAACUCUUUCUGAAGGUUCUGGAGACCGAGGAGCAGUUUUGGCCUGUUAUAGCAUGAAGCUUGACGAAAUCAGUGUACAGUUAUAGCUACCAUAUUGUCCAACUUACUUUAACUUAUUUUGGAGGGAUGUUAACCAACAUCUUCACACGACAUAUAUUAAUGCUCAUGGGCCAACCACUCGAGUAAGGCCAUUGACUAUCAGAUCCCGGAGUAUCUAUAACGUGUGGCUGGAAUGGAGCUCCGUGAAGGACCCCCACAGCUCACACAUAUUACUUACUUGCAGUGAUAUAUCGGGGAACUGAGAACAUCAUUACAUAUUUUACAUUAUCUAUUUAUCCACCUAUUAACCCUACUCGCACCACAUAUUAUCGACAGCAUCGCCUUCGCAAACUCAUCCACAUCAUCUGGCUCCGCCUUAGUAAGGAGGAUAGGCGCCUCAGCCAGCUGGACAAACCCAACAUUCACUUCCGAGCACAUUUUCUCCCACUCAUAGGCCGAAUCAACGUCCCACGCCCCUUGCUUGGUCGUGAACGUCAUACUACCAUAGCAAGAAGCUGUUCCAUCUCUAUGUAUCAAAUAGAUCGACUGGAUACUCGCAGCAAGCAUUGAUGUGCGUCGAAUGCUCUCAGCGAGUAUCCAGGAGUACCAUAAUAAGUUCUCGCCUCUUGGUUCAAUAGCUGUAUGCUCAUAAGGAGAUGCCAUGACCAGACG